UAUUUCUAUGACACGAUUAAAAAUGUCAAAUGAAUUUUCAACGACGUAACCACAAAUUUUUAGACAAAAAUUCCUUAAAAAUGUGAAAUGCUGUAAAAAAUAAAAAUUUUAUGUACGUAUACAGAUGCAGAAAAUCUGAGAACUGUGUUUAAUGCCUCCUUAAAUAAUUUGUAUUCAAUAUAUAGUAAGUCAUUUAUUUAUUUAUUUACAAAACUUACGCUGUAACUUACAUGCAUGUAUACUGUACAUUAUUUAGGUCUACAAGUUUAGAUAUGUACUUGAAUUAUGAAAAUAAGUGAGUCAAUAAUAAAAAUUACAGUUAUCAAAUAUCAAAGUAGGAAAGUAUCAAAUACAGCUUCAAUAUAAAAAUUAAGUUAUAGUUAUAUGUAUAUGGCGAGACCGUGAUUAUCUAAACUAAUUAUGGUACAUGCUGUUCGGAUAAUCGAAUAACUUUGUUCUCAUAUGGCAAAAUAUAAUUUAUUUUCAUCUAUUGUAUAAAUAUUACUAUUAAAUAAGAAUAAAAGCUAUUGCAGAAAGUAAAGGAGAAAAAGAGACAAGAAGUAAGGACAGAGGUAGAUGUUGAUAAUAAUUAUAGUUUAUAAAAUUUGUAAACCAAAUCCUAUUCUAUCCCAAUUCAAGGCCGCUAGGCUGGAAUAAAACUAUCUAUCGAUACAAAAUCAAAAGCUUUUGAGUAGAAACGUAACAGUUUCUAUUCUUGUUUUUCAAUCUAUCUUGCAAAGGAUCAUUUGCAAAUUUUUCAUUAAUCAAUAUUCCGUUAAUUCUUCUACUUGACUAUGUAAACAAAAUCUACAUAAAGGUAUUUUUGCAUCACUUUCAGCACCGUCAAUUCAACCGAGCAAAACUCGGCCAGCGAAUAUAUCUCUGACGUAACUGGAUCGUGAUCAGCACACCGACUCGGAAAUUUCAGUUAAAAUUAAUCGAAACGAACAUUUUGGUUUCACUUACAUGGUAGGCAGACGAAUAUCUAACAAUGAUGGACGCAUAUCUUGACAAUUGUCUAUCGAUCGAGGUAAAUAACGAUAACGCGUUCAAAGAGAAGUCGAGAAUAGCACACGUUGCAGCUACCACACUAUGUAAGAUGAAUAGUAUAAUGAAGCAGAUGAGAAACUGGCGAGAUGACCGUAUGAAAUUACGAUCCAACAUUUGGCGGUUGAAGCUAGCUUUACGAGUCGCUGCAAGAAACACGGACGACACUUUGCACGCUGUCCGAUUGAUCGAACAUCAAAGAGUAGAAAUCAGACGGCUAGAAACGGUGAAUAAAGAUUUGAAAAAAGAAAUCGCUGAUAUUAAAUCGGCUCUGCUAAAUGGAGACUACGUUACGCGAGAAACCGCUUGGAAAUCCGAUGAUAAGAUCGUGGAAGUUAAACAGGAGUACUUAGUCGAGAGAGAACGUUUGAACAACGAGAUUCAAUAUCUGAAAAGUCGGUUGAACGAGGUGGAAGAGAGUCACGAACACAGUUCGGAAGUGGAACACUUAAAAUGCAAGCUGAAGCACUUCAUGAUGGUCGACUACACUAUGGAAAUUAUAUUCAUCGAUAUAGUUAACAAAGUCGCCGAGACAAUAGCGAAUCUAUCCGAGGAACUAGUGAAUGUAAACGAUCGUUUGCACAAGUCGCAAACGAAAAACGAUAAUUUGUACGUCGAGAUCAAUAAACUGAAAGCUGUGAUAAGAUACAGAAAUGGUAAUCUCACGGAUUAUCGGAAGAGAAUUGUUGAGCUGGAUAAUCUAACGAAACGUUUGAAGACAGAAUUAAAUAGAUUCAAAGUUAAUGACGGCAAUAAUUCUUGGAACAUUGACUCGAAUAGUCAGAAUAACCUUAAUAAUAUCGAACGACUGGCAAAAGAUUUAAGAAACAAGUUAAAAAACAACCAUGAGGCACUGCUUGCUGAUGGCGAUCCGGAUUGCUUAAAAUAUAUACAGAAAAUCAUCGAAUUGAGCGUUAAUUUAAAGCAACUGCACAUCGGAUUUGCAAAAUUUAGUGACCAACUUAAUCCAUUAUCUCUAGGCAAAGUAAUGAAAUCUAACGAGUAUUUGAAACAACUUGCAACAUUGGAUUCGACUUUAAAGGAAAUCGACGUCGAAAUUGAUAAGUUAAAGAAUAAUCAUAUAAACAACCAUUAUAGAAUUGGCGGCAGCGAUGGUCUAGAAUACUUAAUCAAAAUAAAAGAACUCGAGACGAUCAUCGAGAAGACACGGUCGACCAUGAAUAGAUUGAAUCAUCGUGCGGAAGGAAAUUCAAACAAAUCGAAAGACCUUGAAGAAUUGGAAAAUUUCGUCGGUAGAGUGUGUCACGAGAUUAAGCAGUUAGAAGUGAUCGUCGUAUCCAGCGAUCGUCUAAGUACAUUCAAGAGAAUUGAUCAGUUGGAGGGUUUGAUCGUUCGAUUAAAGUCGGAACUGAAUGAGAAAGACGCCCAUAUAAACGUUCUUGACCAGGAAUUGUUCGGUACUGAAAAUUUGUUGGAACAAAAAAGAAAAGAAUUGGAGCAUACACAGAAAGAGAUCGCCAUGAUAAUGGAAGAUAACAAAAUUUCGAAGUUGAGAAUGAAGAUGAUGGAGGAGAAAGCGUUGGAACUCCAGCGUGAUCAGGAGGAUUCGAGAAAGGAGCUGGUACAAUUACAAAAGAUGGAACGCGAAGCGAGCUUAACGAGAAAAAAAUUACAAAAUCUUCAGAGCGAUAAGGAAAGAUUGUUAAAGGAAAUGGGAAAAAUUCGUGACGCCGUACAAAAGAAAAGCGAGGAAGCAAGGAGCGUUCUUAUCGAGAGAAACACGAUGGAGAAAGCAUUAAACGCCAAGAUCACGGACUUGACACGAAACCUUCAGAUUACUUUGAAGGAAAAUAAAAAAUUAAAAGAAAAUGAAAAUGCAAAGCGUUCGGAAAAAGCGAUGGAGAGAAUGAACGCUGAAUUACAACAACUGAAGGUGGACUUAGCAAUUUCGAAUGAAAAUUUUGAUAAUGCGAAUCGCGAAAUUGCCGAUCUGAAAGUUAAAUUGCACCAUUUUUCUGAUGUUAAAACAAGACUGGAAACGAACAUUUUUCAUUUAGAGUCGAAAAAAGAGGUGCUCGUGUAUCAACUAGGAGCAGAAAAAGCUACCGCCGAUGAACGACUGAAAGAUUUCACCAACUUAAAAUCCGAUUACAACGAAUUAGACAUCAAAAGGGCGAAUCUCGAGAAAGAAAAGGAACAAUUAAACGCCAAUUUGACGAAUAUAAAGAUCGAAAAGGAGCUACUAGAAAAAUCCGUAAAUCACGUUCGCACCAAAUGUACCAUGCUUGAGGACAAGAUUGAUAAGUAUAAAUAUGAACGCGACAGUCUACUCGAAGAAAUCAGAAACUUUAGAACGAGCAACGAAACAGAAUCGAACAGGACCGGCGACAAAAUAAAACAACUAGAAUUUGAAAACUCGAAACUGCACGACGAUUUAAAUGAACUGACUUUAAAGAAAAUUAGCUUCGAAGACCGCGUGCAAACACUUCUGUUAGAAAAGAAUCAACUCGCAACACGUAUUAACGAACUAGACAAGAACGAUGUCACACUAAACAAUCUAUUGAACCAAGUUAAAACGGUGAAUGAACAACAAUCUGUUGUCGAAUUAAACAAAUUAAAAGCGGAUUAUAGUAAAAUGAGAUCGGAAAACAUGACUCUACAAACUACUCUCGAUGAGGUAAGACAAAACAACGAAACGUUGAGAAAAGCAACCGAGGAACUGAACUUGAGACUGAAUGAAAUUCACAGCGAAUGCAAGAUAUUGGAGAACCAACUACAAAUUUUAGAGGUGAUGAACGCCACAUUGAAAAAAGAAAAACAAUUGUUGGAACAGGAGUAUACGACCAGUUUACGAUCCAAAAUCUCCAAUAUGGAAAAAGAGGAAACAGUGGCGUAUAGCGAGUCGAUUCUUAGCCAACAAAAUGAACAAAUCGUGGAGCGUGCAACGAGAAAAGCUGUCAAUAGCAAAUCUGGUAAACGCUUGAAUGACAAAAUAAAAUUAAUGGAAGUAAAAGAAGAACUAAAGAAAGUGAUUGUAGAAAACGAAUCGUUACGAUUCGAGGUAUUAAACUUGAGGAGUCAGAACUUUGAAGUUAAAAUGCAAUUGGCUUGCACGAAGGACGAGCUUCGAAAGCAGAAGACUGAAUUAGUAGAGAACGAAACGAAUGGAAUCGUGUUUAAACCUAUCUCAAACAAGCUAAAAAUCGUGAAUCUUUAUUAUAAAGAGAUCAAUAGUUACUUGAGUCAUGAUAUGAAUAAUACAAGUGCAGUAACACGUAUCAGUCAGCCAGAUAUAUGCCCUUAUGACAGGUCGACAACGGAACAAGUCGGAACGCAAAUCGAGAAAUUAAUGGAAAUUGCGAACAAACUAAAAGUGCAGAACAUUGCCCUAAAAAUGGAGAUAAAUUCUCUAAGAUGCAGCUUGGUUGUUAAUUUCACGAAAGACGAGAAAAGGAAGGAAGAGCUGCGAAUCGCGACUGAAGAAAUUCAAGCAUUGAAAACGGAAUUGACGACACUGAGGGACGAAAAAGAGUCGUUACGGGUUCGGUUGGAUACAGCGAAUUCGAAAUUGGAUCGGUUAGAAUCUGAGAAAACUGCUUUGAAAAAUGAGCUAUGUGCCUUAAGGAAAAUCAAUUCCGGUCUCAAACACAAAACAAGCGAAUUACACUGCGCUUAUCAAAAGUUGAAGGAGAAGAGUGUAGAAUUUGAGAGCUGUAUCAUGAGAGCGAUUAAUAAAAUAAAAAGAUAUACGAUGAGUGCGGAUAAUCUGGACAAUCCAAGUGAUUUGAAAGAUCUUUUAAAAAAGUACAUCUCGAGCGAAGAAAUUUUAUAUUCAAUCGAACAGAGAAUAAACAUAGAAGAUACAUACAAAAAUUUUAAGAUGAUGUAAUUCGAUAAAAUUAUUUCGUUAUAAUGAAAUAAAUUGAUAGAGUAUGUACGUAACUACGUAUAAAGAAGACAAAUUGUAAUAUAGGGCCUAUUUUUAUUUUUAGGCAGUUUUUUUAUAACAAGUGAGCUAAGUAAGUUAAAUAUGUAUUUUAAUUUGAUUCAAUCCUGAAAGCACAGCAUUUUAUUUACUGUCACGUUAGGGCUAGGUUAGGGUUAGUUUAGCAUGGUUGAGGAAGCUGUCGAGAUGGUAUCGCAGAUAAAAUACCUGCGUCUCAUCAUCGACAGCCACUGGACGUUCGAGCCGCAUUUUGACUCCUUAGUCCCAAAGGUGUCGGCAGCGGUCAACGCUUUGUGCGGUCUGCUGCCGAACAUCGGCGGGGCAGGAAUCGCGGUGUGCCGACUAUACGAAUGUGCCGUUUAGUCCCUAGCGUUAUACCCCCAUAACGGAACCCCGGUAUGGGCAGACGAUCUGAUGGCGAGUCGCCGCAGCAUUCUGCUCUUAACACGUUGACUACCACGACACCGACUUCGGGUGUCAGCAAAGUUUCUGGUCAGGCCACGUAACCCAUAUUUAGGUGUCGCUUAUUUGACUACUUGCGAAGGAUCGUCGUAGGUAUUUGAAAAAAUAUUCUGUAAUAAUAAAUUGUUAAUUAAUAAAUAAUUGUAAUAAUAAUUGAAUUGUUAUAAAAUAGAAAUACGGAAAUGGUUUAUUAAAAAAAUUAUUUAGGAUGUAAAACUUUAAAGCAUUCUAUACAUAGCUGAGAUUGGUCGGGACAAUUUGGACAAUAAGUUGUUGUUUUCUUCAAAUUCUUUUGUACCUUUAUUCGGUCCAUUCGACGUCUUUUAUUUGCAUAACAUAGUUUGCAUGCACGUCAAAUGCUUCUUCCGGAAUCAUUUUUCCGAACGGCGAUAUUAUGCUGACUCCGUCGAAGACAAGGAUUUUUUGUAUUUUCAGACAAUCCUAAUAAUUGUCUAAAUAUUCUAAUAUUUAUAUUUUUUCCUGUUGCAAUUUUGUAAACCGUCAAAGCGUUUACAACAGAAAUUCCCAGAAAGAAUUGAAUGCCAAGUUUUCUGUACCAUUUGAUUCCCUUUCUAAUUGUGGUGGCAUAAGAAAUCAUUUGGUCGGAAUAAUCUAUACCACACUUUCCUUUAUUAUAUUCAACAACAGCUAGUGUUUUUAAUGUUGCGAACAAAUGAAACGAAACCACUGUGGAGAGGACAGGGACACGGCGCAGCACACGUUGGAAUUUUGUCCGGCGUGGGAGCUGUCCCGCUACACCCUGCGUCUCGUAAUAGGCGAGAGAUUCGCCCCAUCGGCGAUCGUGCAGGUAAUGGUGAGUGGGCAACAGGAGUACGAGGCUGUUCGCUCCUAUUACGAGCAAGUUAUGCUGGUAAAGGAGCGGACAGAAAGGAAGAGAGAGAGAGAAAAGCUCUCACUCUUGUAGAGUAACACAUCUGUGUAGAGUAACUCGGACGACGACUAGCAGGCGCUAGGGGCAAUGACCUCCCCUAACGCCACAGUUAAUCAGUUAGGUAGUUUACAGGAUUGGCUCAGCGAGAAGUUGCGGGCAGUGCACCGGCAGUAAUUCGCAAGAGGUCCCGGGGCACUCCUAUCAAACGCGUAGGUAGGCCAUCGUGGAGUUUUAGUGUCUUCCCCAGAAUCCAGCGGAGUGUCCAUGAGGAUUUCUCCACAUAUAAAAAAAAAAGAAGAUUAGGGUUAGUUUAGGGUAUUUGUUACCACUACAAGCGGCCUACACCGGGCACGUCAACGAAAGUGUUAUAAAUACUUGCUAAUUACAAACAGAUUAUUGUAUACGCUUCUUUUGUACCUCUCAUCUAACAUAUUCGUUCAUUGCUCAUUCCUUUUUCAUAUUGUUUUAAUUUAAUAUCUGUUUAUUCUUUUUCCAUAUUUAAAGAGUACAAAUAAAACGAAACAAGGAAAUUUACCUUUGCAUUUAGAAAUUGAUUUUACACCGAUAGAUCUGACAUUACAUAAUAUGUAUAUGAUACCAGAGAGGAUUUCCUCUCAUAUACAUAUAUAGAUGGAGAUGGAAAGAAGUCCUCUGAAAGGAAUGCGAAUCUGAUUGGUUGUUUUGACAUACUCAAUACAAUCGUAAAGUUAAACAUGCAUAUUGACCAAAAGUAUCGCAUAUAAAAACAGAACAAGGCAGUAACGCGUAACGAUGAGUGAUAUAAGGCCGUAUGUAAGUACAUACUUACCUCCCUUACCCCUGUGCCGCCACGGUGGACUUCUUCCCAUUUCCGUGUUGUACAAUCUAUGUAUACGUGUAUUAAUAAAUAUGUACUUACAUACUUGCAUACUUACAUACAACAAGGCACUUUGUGUCUCACGUUCUGAAAUACCGACCUCGAUUCCUUUCUUAACCCCUCUGCGAUUUGCUGCGGUAAAUAUAGGAAUCAUCUAAUACUAUAUUAAAUGGAUAACAUCGCAUGUGACAUAAAAAUGGUAAGGGGAUCAGGUAACUCUUAAAACAAGUCGUGGGUCAUGAAAAAGCAUUGCAUCGAUUACAUGUCACGUCUAUUUUGUACUUCGUCUGCGAUAUAAUGUUGAAAAGAGUGUAAAUUUAAAGACAUUUAUGAAAAGUUAGUAAAGCAUAAAAUAGUCUAAAAUUUCGUACCGUGAUUCGUAAAUAGCUAUACAUAUUUUAACUACAUCUAAAUAUAAAAUUUAAAUGUGAAAUAUGGAACAUUAAACCAAACAAAAAUUCAGCACUAUUUUGAAGUCAGAGAUUGGAAAUAAAAGUAUUUCGACUUUACCUAUAAAUCACUUCAUGUUUAAUCAAAUCUUCUAAUAUUAACAUUAAUACAAUUUUCUGCAAGCAAAAUUAUUUUCUAUUAUUAACAAUAUAACAUACAUAAAUACUAAUAUCUAAAAUCGCUUUGAUUCAUUAAUACAUAUAUCUUCCCAAAUCAUAAAAUCCAGUUGAAAUCCAAACAAUAUUUUAUUAUUUGUUUUGAAAACUUGUAUCUUUGUAUCUGUUUCUCUGUAAUAUUGAAAUAUAUAUUUUAUGAGCAUCAUAUGAAUCGUCAUAUCAUAAUAUGAAUAGCUUUUAUAUUAUUGCUCAUAAGAUAUGUAUUUCAAUAUUGUAGUAGGUUUUAAGAAGUAAUGAUUAAUAUUUACAUAAUUAUAAAACUGUGGUCUGUUUACUAGUAAUUGUUCUUUGUUUAUAGUUUUUGUUUCAUUUAAAAAAUAAGAUAAAUUAUCUUGUAUUUUUAUGUUUGUACCACUACAUUGAACAUCAUCAGAGUAUUACUGUCUGUUCUUGUUCACGUGGAGUUAUAGUUACUAUAUUGGCAGAAAUAUCUACACUUUUGUCCUCCACCACACUUCAAGCAAUAUUUCAGAAUUAUAGAAUGGGUAUAAAGUAUAAACAAGCAACCAUAGACAUUGAUCAGAUUACUCAGAAGUAUUAGUUUGACUUAACACUUGAUAUCAACAAAGAAUUAAGCUGAACGUUGCCUAUACAGAAGAAAUGUUAAUAAAUAAGUUAAUAUACAGUAAUAAUACAAAUUAUAACUUACAAUCAAUGAGAAAUGCAUCAUGCUACUGCUUUUCAGUAUCUACUGAUGCUUCCUCGAAUCUGCUUGACUUUAUAGCAACUCACUUUAAAUACUA
Messenger RNA from Bombus huntii, 8533 nucleotides. Its product is annotated as repetitive organellar protein-like. The transcript has a single exon. Lineage: Eukaryota; Metazoa; Arthropoda; Insecta; Hymenoptera; Apidae. The record is from RefSeq and is a predicted model, not a curated record. Bases 992 to 4897 code for a protein of 1301 amino acids.